CUGUGUCAUAAGUAAAAUGUUGAGUAAAUUUUUGAAAAACAGAAAUUUGGUGGAGUCCUGUAUAAGAUACUCGACUGGGGCCUGCCCUCCCCCUAAAAAGGGUUUAGUUUUGGGUGUAUACCGCGAAUGCAAUCAGAAUGAAUUGCGUUUGUCGACGCAAGCGCAGAAUUUUAAUGACUCUAUACAAGGCAAAGCCGAAGAAUUUUUAUUGACAUCAAACAUUGCCGAGCAACCAGUCGUUGUAGCCCAUAAUCUACAUCCAGAUUACUUCGCAGUGGCGUUCGCUGGCAUAGGGCCAAAAGAUGCAAAAUUUAAUAGCCAAGAAAGCCUAGAAGAGUGUUUGGAAUGGACAAGAAUAGGGGCGGGUUUAGGCGCAAGAGCGUUACAUCAGUACGGCGUGGAUCAGAUUUACGUGGAAAACAUGUCCAGCCCGGAUGCGGCGGCUGAAGGGUCAGUCAUGGGCGUUUGGGAGUUUGACGCGUACCAAACUGACGAGGAAUCUGUAAGAAGUAUUGUAUUACCGUUUAACGUCAGCGAUCCAAACUUAUGGAAAUACGGUACUAUAACUGGCGAAGCGACCAAUUUAGCACGUUACAUCGCCCAUUUGCCUCCCAACGAGGGCACUCCAGAGGCAAUAGCAAAAUUUGCCAUCGACAAUCUUUGCAAGUGUCAAGUCAAUGUGGACGUACGCGAUGUUGAAUGGAUAGAGCAAAAAAAACUCAAUUCAAUAUUGAACGUAGCAAAAGGAUCUAGGCGACUCCCGCUGUUACUGGAACUAUCUUAUUGCGGAGGAGUAGCUGAUCAGAAACCGGCAGUACUGAUAGGCGACGGAUGUACAUACGACUCGUGGGGCUUGUGUCUGCAAGAUAACCAACAAGUCGAUUGGGGUAUGUACGGAAAAUCUGGAGCUGCAGCCGUAAUAGCGGCCAUGAAAGGUAUUGCUCAGCUGUCUUUACCAUUGAACGUCAACGCGUUGGUACCUUUGUACGAAAACAAACCGGGAGCGAUGGCUUUAAAACCGGGAUCAGUCAUUAAGACAUUCGAUGGCAACACCACAGAAGUUCACAGCACCAAUGUGUCAUCCAGGCUGGUGUUGAGCGAUUUGAUAGGAUACAGUCAUACGCUAGCGCCCAACGUCAUCGUCAAUAUAUCGGCGCUAUCCAACGACACUCGGAAGUACAUGAGUAGCGGCGCUAUUUUCGGGUUUACAACGGACGACGACAUAUACAAAACAUUCGAGGAAGCUGCAUCGAGCACAGGUGAUCGCGUCAUACGAGGCCCCCUUUGGGAAUUUUAUAAAGCUAAAACCACGUGGCCCACGAUGGCCGACACCAGAGUAGUACCUAACCAAUGCACUGGAGACGCUAUGGCGGCGGCCAUGUUUCUAGAAAAUUUCAAACCUAAAGGAGCAGCAAUGGUAACACUUGAUAUCGGUGGUUCUGCCUUUCUAAGGAGUCUUAAACCGGACCACUAUUUAAGACCUCAUCGGAUGACCGGAAGUCCGAUGCGCGCUGUGAUUCAAUUUUUAAAACAAAUUGCAUGUCCAAAUGAUAGGCGACUUAGGUGUUGAUUAUUUAUUUUAUAUUUUAACAAAUUUAAAAAUACAUAAAUAUACAAAAUUGUGUUUGUCAUA
Messenger RNA from Daktulosphaira vitifoliae (grape phylloxera), 1633 nucleotides. RefSeq names its product cytosol aminopeptidase-like. Gene Ontology annotation, cellular component: cytoplasm. NCBI's taxonomy places the organism in Eukaryota, Metazoa, Arthropoda, Insecta, Hemiptera, Phylloxeridae. The transcript has a single exon. Bases 17 to 1570 code for a protein of 517 amino acids. Gene Ontology annotation, molecular function: metalloaminopeptidase activity; manganese ion binding. Gene Ontology annotation, biological process: proteolysis. The record is from RefSeq and is a predicted model, not a curated record.